UAUACCUCCGUGCCCCGUAUAACCGUAUAAUGUGUCAAUGCCAAUGUGGCUGGCAACCAUUAUAGGUAUUAAAUAAAGUUAAUCGUAAUAAAUGGUUUUCAUGUAGGUACUAGGUGUAAUCCAGAGUUAAGAUUACUCGAAUUCAUAAUUUAUAAAUCGCAGUGAGUAUAGAUAGGUAACGGAAAGAAGAAGAUAUCAUUCGCUAUCAAAAUAUUUUAAAUUUCAAUUUAAAAUGGAUUUAGAUGGCAAGGAAACUUAUUUAUCAAUACACCGAAAAAAGCUAACCAUAAGUAUGGAUGUUAAAAACAACAUACUGGUUAAUGAACUAAAACGAAUCAUUGGAUGUAUUAUUAAACAAUUUUCUAAAGAUCUACAACUUUACUACGAAGACGAGAUUAUGGAUGGGACAAAACUUUUGUCAUAUUAUGGUUUGAGUGAUGAUAUCCAAAAUCCAAUGAUUAUUGGUUUAUCAUUGAAGAUGACGAAUGAAGAAUUUGAGCCAUUAGAAAUAACCCCAUAUUCAUCGCCAUCAUCAGAUUUCGAUGAUCUUAUAUCUUCAGAAGACGAAGAAACUACUGAAACUAAAUAAUGGUUAUGUAAACCAACCAAGUAAACAACAAUCACCAUUUUCAAUAAUCAGUUUUCAAGUAUUUUUUUUUUUUUUGUUAAAUAAUAUAUAUUAUACAAAUGUAUUUUAUAAUUUAUUUAUAAUCAAUUAACAUGUAAUAAUGGUAUAUUAUUGUAUUGAGACAUUUUUCAAGUUAAAACAAAAGGUGAACAUUAUUCGUUGUAAAGAGUCUAGCGGUUUCAAGUCUGUCUAUUUGU
This is a messenger RNA of Rhopalosiphum maidis (corn leaf aphid), 825 nucleotides long. RefSeq names its product elongin-B-like. Gene Ontology annotation, cellular component: VCB complex; elongin complex. The transcript is spliced from 5 exons. Gene Ontology annotation, biological process: transcription elongation by RNA polymerase II. The coding region runs from base 233 to 589 and encodes 118 amino acids. Lineage: Eukaryota; Metazoa; Arthropoda; Insecta; Hemiptera; Aphididae. The record is from RefSeq and is a predicted model, not a curated record.